This is a messenger RNA of Hordeum vulgare subsp. vulgare (domesticated barley), 726 nucleotides long. RefSeq lists its product as uncharacterized. The record is from RefSeq and is a predicted model, not a curated record. NCBI's taxonomy places the organism in Eukaryota, Viridiplantae, Streptophyta, Magnoliopsida, Poales, Poaceae. The transcript is spliced from 3 exons. Bases 278 to 475 code for a protein of 65 amino acids.
CCCUUCUCAUUAGAGUGGGGUGGCAAAAAACAGAACCUAGCUGUCCACGGGAAGAAAUUUCGUACUCCGACUAGUAGUACACAUGUGAAGUUCAGAUCUGAAUACAGCUUCCGAACAAAGCCGACGCCAUCGACCAAGCGGAGAUCCUCUGAAAGAUCCGCGCCGAUCCCGCAAGGCACCACGCCCUUCUUCCUCUCGUCAGAUAAUCCAACACCUCGCCGCUUGUUUCCGGAUCUGAGCGAGGGAUCUGCCCGCGUCGGGUCUCUCUUCGGGGAGGAUGAACUGGGUCGGGCGCAAGAUCCACCUCUACAAUGUCAACAUCGGCCUCUACAUGCUCGAUUGGUGGGAGCGCUACCUCUUCAAUACGUUGAUGCUUUGCCUUCUCUGGUACAUUCUACGGUAUCUCACUGGGUUCUUUCAAAGUAAUCUGGAGACCAUCCUACAUGGUGCGAACUAUCUUCUACAAGGUAGUUAAUCUUCAAAGGCAAAAGCACAUAUGUUGAUGGCUUUAUGGGAUCCCCCCUGUAAUCUAUGUUUUGAUUAGUCUCAGACUGAGAAACUAGAAAGGAACGGUUUAUGUGUUGUUGUGUUUGCAGCCGUUUUUUGUACUGUAUGUCUGCAUUGUCCAUGGUUAUUGUAAUAUAUUGAUGUCGCUGAUUCUCAGUUGACUGCCCGGAACUUCUGUAAAUCUAGCCCCGUCGAUAUUUGCACAUCUUAAACCUCAAA